Drosophila kikkawai is the source of this 867-nucleotide messenger RNA. RefSeq lists its product as uncharacterized. The record is from RefSeq and is a predicted model, not a curated record. Lineage: Eukaryota; Metazoa; Arthropoda; Insecta; Diptera; Drosophilidae.
AACUACUCGACAUGGUGUCAGACGUCAAGGGCCAUUUAGUUUCAACUUUCAACUCAAGCAGUCCGGCUCAAGUACAGCUGCGACUUUCAAAAUUGUAACCACCAUCUGUCGCUCUGCUCCACCAGCGGGUUUGGAAUUUAAGGAAGUCCAGAAGUAUGGCGCACCGACUGCAGAUGCGAAGCGAUGACUUCGACGUCAUCGGCGCCGUACCGCGUGAUCUGUCGGUGAUAAAGAAUUUCCUGAAACGCGAUUGCGCUGUCAAGCGGCUGAUCGAUAUCGAGGAGGAGUUCCUACAGCAGUGUGUGGAGCGGGGCGAGGACCCCACGGUGCCAAAGAAGAAGAGAGAUAGCGACGCCCGGCGCGGUAGCUCACAGGGUUCCAAUGUACCAGAGCCAAAGCCGGAUCCUUGUGCGAGCAAAACACCACCUGAUGCAUCGGGGCCGGACUACUGUGAUCCCUGUCGAAGGCUUAAAACAUCAGUGGGACUCGAGGAGCUCACGAUGCCGUCUACAACGAAUCCUGCGUUCAACAAAGCUCUUCCGCGGUACUUUGACGAGGAGACCGUGAUGGGCAACUCUCUGCCUGUCAAAUUUCGCUUCCGACGCAAGUUCAAUCCCUGUGACCAGGAGAAGCCCAACAACCUAAUAUGCACCACCACUCCGAGCACAAACGUCGUGGUGCUGACCAAUAGCUGCGAUGUAAUGGCAUGGCCCAGCCAGCGUGUGACGCAGAUGAACCGUGUGCCUGUGACUAUGCUGACGGGUGAGGCCGAUCUUACCGAGUACAUGUUGGAGGAAGAGACUAUUAUGUAAAAAGGAAUAAACGCCAAAGGAGGGCAAUGCUAUAAAAUAGCGUAUAGAUAGCAUA